Molecule: messenger RNA, 2913 nt
Organism: Plasmodium yoelii
Lineage: Eukaryota; Apicomplexa; Aconoidasida; Haemosporida; Plasmodiidae
Product: erythrocyte membrane protein
Exons: 1
Coding region: 1-2913 (970 amino acids)
Molecular function (GO): RNA binding
Source: RefSeq, a predicted model, not a curated record
AUGGAGUUUCCAAAAUUAGAAACAGAUGAUAAUGGAAAACUGGAAAAUGAAGAUCUUAUAAAUAGCUUUUUUGGGAAAAUACAAUUUGAUAAUAAUACAAAUAAAUUAGAUAGAUUAAAAAUAUAUAGUAUAUCAACCGAAACAGAUUCACGUAAACAUUCGAAGCAGUUACAAAAUGGAAACAUGUUUGAAAAAUUACCAUAUUCAGUGUCAUAUAUAAAUGGCAACGAAAAAAUAAAUAAUUAUAAAUUUAAAAAUAUGUUAAUCAAUAACCAAACAAACAAUACAGAUAAUAAUGCAGCAUUGUACAUAAACAAUAAUCCAAUUAAAACAAAUGAAUCUAAAAAUAGAAAUAACACAUUUCCUUUUCAAAACGAUAAUAUAAAUGAUGUAAUAUAUGAUGAAAACAAAACAUGUAUAGAAAAUAUGUCUAUUUUUAUUAAUAAUAAAAAUAAAAGUAAAAUAGAUGAAGAUAAUAACAUUUUAUUUUGUCAAAAGUUGAAGAAUUAUGAUAAUAAUUUACAAAUAGAUGAAAAAAAUAUAAUAUCAAAUAAACAAAACGAAUCUAGAAAUAGCUAUAUUAAUCAUGAUAAUAUAUAUGUACCAAAUGGAUAUAAUGAAAUAGAAAAAAAAAUAAAAAGUAUUGCAUUUAUAAAUAAUUUAAAUAAAUAUAAUUAUGAAUUUAAUGAAAAUAAUAUUUUUAAUAAAUCAAAUAAUACAUUAAAAAUGGGUUCUGAAUCAAAAUAUAAUAAUAAUAAUAAUAUCAAUUAUGAUUAUGAAAAUAUAUCAAAAAAAAUAGAUGCAAUGGAAAAUAUAGAAACAAUACCAUCAUAUAAUAAUUCACAAGAAAUAAACAAAACAUUUCAUCCUAAUAAUUUAUCAUAUAUAAUAAAUAAAGAUAUUCAAACAACAUCUGAAAAUUGUCUAAAACAAUCUGGUUCCUCAUUAAAUAACUUUAACGAAAUACGUGAUAAUAAUUUUAGCGAUUUUUUUAUCCAAAAUACAAAACAAAAUUUGAAUCAAAAACAUGAAUAUAUUUUUAAUAAUAAUAUUUUAUAUGACAAUGAUGAAGCAAACAACGGGUUCGAAACAAACAACGGGUUCGAAACAAAUAAAGGGUUCAAAUGUAAAAAAGACGAAACAUCGAUAAAAGGAAAUAAUAGAAAUGAACUAAACGAAGAUCUAAAUGAAUAUUUGGAAAAUGUAAUAGGACAAAGCUAUUUUUAUGAUUUAAAAAAAAAUAAAAUUGUAUGUAUUGAUGAGCAAGAACAUGAUUCUAUUAUUAGUUUUGAAAAUGAAAAAAAUGAAUCUAAUUUAUCAUAUGAUUUUAAUAGUAAUUUUAAUAAUAAUUCUGUGAAUCCAAAUAUUGUGAAUCCCAAUUUUAUGAAUAAUGACAAACAACGUGGGCAAGAUGUAGAUGUAAAAGAUAUAAACAUAAAUAUGAAACUUUUGAAAACUAUAUUGUCAACAGAAUAUAAAAAUAUGGAUAAUUUGUUUGAUCAAUGUAAUUAUGAUUCACAUAAUCCUGGAAAUAAUACGAGUUCAGAAAUGUUUACAUCUAAACAAGAUGCAAACAACAAAAUAUAUGAUGAACAAACAUUUCCAAAAUCAAAAAAAAGUAUUCUAGAACAACAAUAUUUAGAAAAUUUUAUUUUCAAUGAAUUAAUGAAAUAUGCAGAAAUAGGGAAAGAAGAAAUAACUGAAAGUGAACUAUCCAAAAUUAAUAGCGAACAUAAUCAAUUUACAUCUUUAAAUAUAAAACCUAGUGAACCAAAUAAUGAUUCUAUUAUGACAUUUUCGAAUGAAAGAGAUAACAAAAAUAUCUUAGAUAAUGAAACAGAAAAGUUCAAUAAUUUUUUGGAAUAUAAUGAACAAGAUGUUAGACAAACUCGUUUUGAAAAUAGUUUAAGAAAUGUAAAUGUAAAUGAAAAUGAAAAAAUAGAAUGGGAAAAGAAUCAAGGAUUUAACACUUUCUGCAAUGCUAAUGAAACAGACGAACCCAAUUUCAUAAAUCAUAAAAAUGAACCCAAUUUCAUAAAUCAUAAAAAUGAACCAAAUUUCAUAAAUCAUAAAAAUGAACCAAAUUUCAUAAAUCAUAAAAAUCAAAAUGAAGAAAAUGGAGAAAAAUCAUUUAUAUGUAAUAAUUACAUAAGUGGGGAAAUGAAUAAUAACAAUGGUAACAAUAAUAGUAAUAGCAACAAUAACAAUAAUAGUAAUAGUAACAAUAUGUGCACGCAUGAAAAUAAAGUAGCCAAAUUUACUUUAAUAGUAAAUGUCCCACCAAAUACUACUCGAAAAGAUUUAAUGGCUGUAUUUAGCAAAUAUGGAAAUGUAAAUUUAACUAUGGUUGUUUGUGAUAAGCAAUCAAGACAUCCUAAUAAAGAAUGGACAGCAACAUCAGGAUAUGCUUUUGUUCGUUUUUCAACAAAUAUUGAAGCACAAAGAACAUUAAAUGCUGCAAUUUCAGGACAGAUACGAAUUAAAGGGAGUCGAGUUAGAGCUACUUGGGCAAAAAAAGAUUCAUAUUCAAAAAAAAAAAAAGAAUUUAAUUUAAAAAUUCCAUUUUCAGUAGUUAUUACUAAUGCAGAAGGAUUCAUAUGUUGCAUCUGUAAAAAUUAUUUAUCCUAUGAACCCAUAUUAUUUCCUUGUUGUUAUAUAUCUUCUUGUUCAGAUUGUUUUCAAAAUUACAUUAUAAAAGAAAUGAAUCAGCAAAAUAUUAAAUGUCCUAAUUGUUCAUUAUUCAUUAUAGAUCCUAUUAUUAAACUUGAUCAAAAUUCAAAAGGAAUUUUAACUUUGUUAUAUAAAAUAUAUUAUAAUAUUAAAGUAAAAUGUGUAUAUCAAAAUUGUAAAUGGAUUGGUUUUCAUCAUCAAUAUUUUUCUCAUAUAUUUACUUGUAAUUUUAAUGCAGUUUAG